GAUUGCUUGGUUGGGUGAUCCCCCCUGACAGGUAGUCUAGCAUCGGACAGGUGCAGCUAUGGGGUGGAAAGGCUUGCAUCGUUUGGGGCGACAUAUCUGUUCAACCAGCACCGCCUUUGUGUCUGGGACAGUGGCUGUAAUAGGUUUAGCUGUAUACGUAAAGCUCAAAGACAAGGGUCCAGCGUUUGCCGAAUGGACUGAAGCGGAACCUCACGUUAAAUGGGACAGCAAUUGGGACCGGCGUGAUCCAUCGUCACUAGUAAAAAAACCUCAAAUAAAGGAACAGUCAUUGGCCUACACAGAAGAUUUGAAGGAGAAGACUGCUAAAGCCACUCGACAUUUGAUUCUUGUUCGUCAUGGCCAGUACGUAGACUCUGCCACUUCAGACGAGGGUCGUAUUUUGACAGCUCUCGGUCGUCAGCAAGCGGAAAUCACAGGACAGCGUCUUCGUGACCUUGACCUGGAUUUGACUCGUAUUGUAUCAUCAACAAUGACCAGGGCAGUGGAAACAGCAGAUAUCAUACACAAGUUUUUUCCUGGACUUCGGCUUGAUCGAGAUGACAUUCUACGGGAAGGAUCACCAAUUCGUCCAGAACCUCCCUCUCACUCCUGGAGACCUGAUAAUUACCAGUUUUUCCAAGAUGGAGCACGAAUAGAGUUUGCCUUUCGGAAAUACUUCCACAGAGCUGACCCAGAACAAAAGGGAGACAGCGUUGAGAUUAUUGUGUGCCAUGCCAAUGUCAUACGAUACUUUGUCUGCAGAGCACUUCAGUUGCCACCAGAGGCAUGGCUACGCAUGAGUCUUGCCCACGGUAGCCUCACACAUGUCAUGAUCCGACCUUCAGGACGUGUUGUGCUGCGAUGUCUGGGAAACUCUGGUCAUCUACCGCCUGAUAAAGUUACGUUCUCCUAGUUGAAGGCCUGCCCAAUUUGUUCACUGAGCACCUUGGGCAUGGUACCUGAAAAGUAAUCAUCCAUUGUGACAGAGAGAGAGCCUCAUGAAACAGUUGAUGGUUCGACAAGGACAAUGAUUGCACUGUCUCUGUAGACUCAGCAAGUGAGUUCUGUUAUCUAGUUCCUUUUUUUUUAAUUAAGUGAGAAUAGGUGAUGAAUCUGUAGAUCAUAAAAAUUUGCUGGCUCAAGUAUAAUUAAGAAAAAUAUGGGUAUGAUACGCAUUUGAGUUUUUCAAAGUGCCUUCAUCAAUCAUGCAAGAAAACAUCACGGUGUGAAGAACUAUAGUAUGUAUUGUGUUUUGUGAACAAGUAUUGUCUGUUACCAUGGCGACAUACUUUCAAGAACACACACUCAAUGUGGACAAUACACACCAGCAAACAGUGGGUUCCACAUGUGUUCUUUCUCACAACAAAUCAUAAGGAUCUAUUCUUGGGAUUCACGUUUUCUGUUGUUGGAAGUUUUGAGUAUCAUUAAGGGGAGGCAAGAAAAAGCUAUUCUAAGAACAUACCAUUAACAGCUAACAAGUAACAACAAUCCAGGCAUAACACAUCAUUUACAUAAGUUACUCACACCCUUAAAAUCAUAAAACUUCUACAUACAAAAGAUAAUUCUCCAUUACACAUAAGUUCAGACUUCCACGUUCCACAGUCUCUCAAGUGGGGAAACGCAACUGGUAACAUCAACAUCCCAGAUCGGUGUUUCAGCGCAAACAGAUUAGCAAAAGAUCACACUUACGUUCAAGAGACGUCCGUGUCCAACCACACUCUCUCUCUUUCCUUGAAUUCUCAAAAGGGUGACAACCCAAGCUUCUUAAAUCUUCAAGGGAGACAGCCUAUGUCCCUGACAUGUUCACAUAUAAACUAUUGACUUUAUGCAUUUCCUUCCAUUUAUAUAACAUUACAAAAGAUACUAAGAGUGUGUAAAUCUUGGGGGCAUCCUCCUCCACUCAUAAUUCAGCUUCAUGGUGAAUGCAUCAAUUUUUAUGCAAAGCUUGGUUGGGUUUUUUACAAACGUUCUGAAUGUCCUUCAUAGCCCAGUCUGUCUUUAUCAUUGAAAAGAAACCCGCUCAGUCUGGCAAAAUGAAAAACAUUGUUAGUAAACACCAAGUUCUGAGAUUUACUUGUUUAGUUGUAUAGUAACAUUAAAAAGAACCAUCCUCACAGAAACCUGUCUUGUGUAAACCCGUGGGUAUAUUCUUUCUCAUAACCACACUCAUUGGUGUAGGAAAAUGCUCUGCUUUGGUGUGUGUGUGGAGAGGGGGGAGAUUUAUACUAACUGAAUGACUUUCACAUUCUUACUUCCUCAAUAUCUUUUAUGAGGGGGUGGCUGCCCUCCCCAGUUCACACACCACUGAUAUUUUGAUUAUUCCCAUCUUUUUCUAAUCACAUUCUUCCAGUUCUUAAAAUUUUGGCUGUACAAAGACGUUUUUAUGUUGUUUGCAUUCAGUUGAUAGAUAUGUUUAUGGCUUGCAGGGGUUAGGCUGGAGCAGGACUUCACAAUGCAGCAUGCAUUAUUAACAAUGUAAGGUCAUCUGUACCCAUUUAGUAAAUUUUUAUGUUUAGAGGGCAUUGAAAUGAUGAAACAAUGUAUACUAAAUUUUUGAUGAAUUUUUUUUACAGGAAAUUGUCUUUCUUUGUGUGACUCUCUCAUGACUUAAAGUUCCUGUUACACUUUUUGUUGAUGUAGUUGCUGGUACUGGUUUUGAUACUGUGGAUAAUUAUGAGUAAUGUGACUACAGAAGCAGAUGUGUCUUUGUAGCCUGAGAAAAACACUAGACACCUUUAUGGGCAGCUUUGUAGUGAACUGCUUGAUAAGGAACCUGAUUGAAGGAAGAUGUGAGCUAUU
Pomacea canaliculata is the source of this 2799-nucleotide messenger RNA. RefSeq names its product serine/threonine-protein phosphatase PGAM5, mitochondrial-like. The record is from RefSeq and is a predicted model, not a curated record. The transcript has 5 exons. Gene Ontology annotation, cellular component: mitochondrion. NCBI's taxonomy places the organism in Eukaryota, Metazoa, Mollusca, Gastropoda, Architaenioglossa, Ampullariidae. Bases 59 to 913 code for a protein of 284 amino acids. Gene Ontology annotation, biological process: positive regulation of mitochondrial fission.